This is a messenger RNA of Pristis pectinata (smalltooth sawfish), 6845 nucleotides long. RefSeq names its product membrane-associated ring finger (C3HC4) 2 (gene marchf2). The transcript is spliced from 6 exons. The record is from RefSeq and is a predicted model, not a curated record. NCBI's taxonomy places the organism in Eukaryota, Metazoa, Chordata, Chondrichthyes, Rhinopristiformes, Pristidae. The coding region runs from base 320 to 1054 and encodes 244 amino acids. Gene Ontology annotation, biological process: protein ubiquitination. Gene Ontology annotation, molecular function: zinc ion binding; ubiquitin-protein transferase activity.
CACCUUUUCCGGCGUGGAUUUUUUCUCAAUCAGGAGGAGCCCUGCGCAUCGCGACUGGUGAUGUUGGAAUGGUGGGUCAAAUGAAACGUUGAACUGAUCCCUGGGCAUCGGCCCUUCCGAAAGCGAUAACUCUAAGGCUCCUUAAGAGAGAAGAUCACCAACAGCACGACAGUAAGAAAUAAAUGCUGUGGAGGAGCAAGAGCUUAAAGAUGAUGAGUCUCUGGAUGAUGUGGUGGCAGAAGGACACCCUGUACAUUGCUUCUAUCCCUGAUGCAUGAAUGUGGGAGUCUAUCCCUAGUGGUAUUAACUCGUUGUUGCCAUGACAACGGGUGACUGCUGUCAUCUCCCUGGAUCUCUCUGUGAUUGUACUGCCAGUGCUGCCUUUUCUAAGACGGUAGCAGCAGCUGAUGUGGGUCGGCCUCAGUACAUCACGCAAGUGACAGCAAAAAAUGGCCGCCUCCUAUCAACUGUGGUAAAGGCUCUAAGUACACAAGGUGAUGGACCGAUUUGCCGGAUAUGUCAUGAGGGCAACAACCUGGAAAUUUUGCUGUCACCUUGUGGUUGCACUGGAACACUUGGAGCAGUUCACAAAACCUGCUUAGAGAGAUGGCUUUCAUCUUCUAAUACCAGCUUCUGUGAACUGUGCCAGACUGAGUUUCUGGUCGAGCGAAAGCCUAGACCUUUGAGGGAGUGGCUGAGAGAUCCAGGUCCAAGGAAUGAGAAGAGGACAUUAUUUUGUGAUAUGAUUUGCUUUCUUUUCAUCACUCCAUUAGCAGCAAUCUCUGGCUGGCUCUGCUUGCGAGGAGCACAGGAUCAUCUACAAUUCAACAGCCGUCUUGAAGCAGUUGGACUAAUUGCACUCACUGUGGCACUUUUUACCAUCUAUGUCCUGUGGACACUGGUUUCAUUCCGCUAUCACUGCCAGCUUUACUCAGAAUGGCGAAGGACAAACCAAAAGGUCCGAUUGAUGGCCGCGGACCACAAGAAUAUCACUCAACAUUCUCUCCUCUCUUCAAAACUUGUGAGGAAAGAUUCCAGUGAAACAAUUGUGUGAAUUCAUUGACACAGGGAACCAUAAUGAAAUGAAAAUUCAUAAAGUCUACACGUCCUUGAAAUAUGCUUUGUAACUCCAGCAAGGAAUGACACAACAGCAACUUGUUUAAUUUCAUGGAAUACACGCAAGAAGCAAACUUCAUUUGCAACACUCUCAGGAGCCAGUAUAUAUGCAGCCUACAUCUAAAUAUAAUCCCAAUAAAGAGUGGGGUUUAGAAACUUCAUAUUAUCUCAACUCAAUUGGACAGUAGUUAUGAUCACAUUGUAAGGUUGAAAUUUAUGGAAUGGGACAGUUGAAGUUUGAACUUAGACAAUCAUUUGUGAUAUCAUGUAUAAAAAUGACUCAUGGUUAAGAUGUGUUGAUCUGCUUUUAUUAUGAACUUGAGGCAGCAAAAAGAUCUGCCCUUAGUGUUGCACAGUAACCAGUUAUUGGGUCAGUCAGCACUAACUAGAAUGGGUCUGGAGAUCUUUACUUCUUGUGAAUAUUGAUUAUAAAUGAAGCGACAAAGUAGAGAUCUGAGCCCUGGAGGAAAUCAGGAAGUUUAAAUACAGGUGCAGAGGUUCGAAUUGUAGGUGUUUGGAAUUUCUACAUUUAAAGAAAAUGCAGUGAAGUAUUUCCUGACUUGUAUACAGGAUCUAAUGCUGGUCCUGUACAUCAGUGAUUUGCAACAAACUGAUGUCACAAAUUUGACACACAAUAAUACUAAUAUGGCAUUGAUUUUUGGGAAGCUUUGUGCCUGCUUUAGUAAAUGACACUUCUGAGCACCAAAAAAUCUGCAUGUUUUUUAAAAAAAAAUCACUUUCUUGUGAUACAGUUAGGAACACUGCAGUCAGCUUCCUGCACUCAUGGCAUAGUGCAUAGUCGGAGAACUUCACUAAAUGGGAUACCUUCUGAGGUCAAAUUUGUAAUAUUCAAGCAGAAUAAAGUUUUCCAAAUGGGAUUAGAGGAAGUAAAAAUGUUCCCAGUGGAGAAUUGGAGCUAUGGUACUCAUUGAUGAGUGGAGGCAAGUCUAGAAGACAGUUAUUCAAUACACACUUUUUGUAUAGUAGAAGAUUUAAACCUUUGGUUUAUAAAGUAAUCUUAUCUGGUUUGGGCUUUGGUAUAGAAUGAGUUGGGGAAUGAAGAAAUUUCCUCGCUGAACUUGUUUUCUUGGAUUAACUACCAGGCUCAUUUUUACUGCUUUGUGUACUGAAGCUGGGACAUAAUUGUGUCUUCGGCAUCUCCUAUUAUGUCUUUCCGUAAUCAAAUGGCAAAGGAACACUAUAUAAUUUAUGAUUACAGCAGCUAGUAUUAAAACUUAGUUUUCAUUGAAUAUACCACUUAUAUUUUUUUCAUAGAAUACCUGAUGCACAUUUUAAUAAUAUUUUUGUGCAAUUCCAAAAUUUAUCUAAAGUGUAAACACACAAGUUUAGGGAGACUGAAAAAAUAUAAAUUUUGUUUAACAGUUUUGAUUUAUUCUCUCUUUGAUGUCAGAACUGAAAUCGGCAGUAGUGUACCAAAGAACACUGGUAUUGGUACAAUUCUAUAACACUCUGUGUCUCUCAUUUCAUGUUUGUCCCUGUGUUUGUAAAUUAUCUGUAUUUACAGCAAGUCAACAGAGAUGUAACAUUAAAGAGUAGAAAAGUGAGCUGUCGUUCAGCCCAACAUAUAAGCAUCCACCAGAAAACAUGAUAUUAAUGUUCUGGUGAACCCACAUUAUAGAUCCUACAUCUCACUUUCUUGUUAUCUCUGCAAACUUGAUGAUCUCCAUUCCUAAAAUGUAAAUGCAUUUAUGUUUCUAUCAGCUUAAAGCACUUGCACAAAGAAAAGUGUUAAAUAAGAAGAAAAGCUAUCAGGUGCUGUUGGAAAUGCACUUUCAGGUUUUCAGCAUUAUGGUCUUAUUUUUUUUAAGUAGUAAUGUUUCAACCUAUCCAGAAUGCAAACCUGGUUUAAUUUAAACCGAUUUGGCAAAUGAUGAAUUGAUCCUAGUGGAUAUGCCUUCAUUGCAUUAAGAGUUUAUGUUAGAGGUUGAGGGUUAGGGAGGGGUGAGAAGGGCAUACCUCACCUCAUAAACUUGACUCUGAGUUAAACAAACAUUUAAUUAAGAGAAUUUUGCAAUCUUUUGCUUUCUUAAACUAAGCCUCUUUUUAUUUGCGCUUAUUCUAGUUUAUGAAUAAACUCAACAGUGUUAUCAACAUUAGAAAGAACUACCACAUUGUUUUGUUCUGUGAAUGAGUUUGAAAUUUGGGUAGAAGCUUACCUUUAUUGAAAUAUCAACUGUGAAAGGUAGUGGUGUGCAGCAGCCUUUCCUCUGGUCAUGCACAGAAUCCCAGCAAUGUAAUCUGUUAAUGGUGUAUUUGAACACUUUGUGUUUGAAGAACUGUUUUUACUACCCAAUGGCUCAAAGCAUUUUUGCUGAUUUGGGUAAUGGGCAUACCUCAUUGUCAGUACUCUAUUUUAUAAGCACCUGUCUGAGGAGUUUAGAUAUAAAACUGUAGAAUUAAGUUGAGUUUCUUUGCAAUCUUUGCAACUUGGUUGAUGCAUUUGUCAUCUUGAGCUUUAAUUUGUUUACUUUAAUCCCGUUUUCUCUCAGUAAUUGCUAUGUUCUGAUUAAACAUGUUUUAUUCUAUAGAUUUUUUUUCUUGGUUGUUUUUAAUAAUGUCUAUAAAAUUGUGUCCAUAUGUGCUGCAGAUAGAAAAUUUAUUUUUGCUUAAGGCAUAAAAAUUGCAAAACAUAACCAAGUUGGUGCCCUUUGAAUCUCUUAGAUAAUUGUUGUUCACCAGGUUAAAGCAGAUCUGGAUAGGAAUUCUGUUUUUUUUUUAGCUGCAGCUUCUUUACAUAUGAUCUGCACUUUUUAAAAAUAGUUAAUCCUUGCCCAAAGCCAGUUUGCAAAAUGUAUAUGUGCAUUAAUCGGUGUUCUCAUUCCCAUUCUUAGUAAUAGAAUUAAUAAAUGAAUUGGGUUUAUUUUUCUAGUGCUGAUUGAGGUUUGGAGAUGUAGUGAGUUGGAUGGUCAGACUCGAUUUACCUGGUAGAAAGUGAAGUUGGUAGAAACUCAAGAAAUGUUACAUAGUUCAGUGAAAUUAAGGUGGAAAUGAUGAAUGAUUUCCUGCUCUGAUGCUAGGAAAGUGGCAGUAAUGAUUUUGUAAAAUUGGCCAGUGAUCCUAUUGCAAAGAAGGGAAGGGGUGUCAAUUAAAGUUCCUGCUCCAGAUCAGUGUCUACUGAUUACUGCUGCUCAGUGCACAUUUAUGGAUCUCUCGGUGAACAAAAAUGGGCUGGCCCUUAUGCACUCUACAACAAAAUACACUUUUGUUUGCAUUAUGAAGGGUAGCUGCAUGAUGAAGUAUCAGAUGGUGACCAACAACCCCGGAAUCCUUAGCCCAGCAUGAGUUAACCCCAGGAGAGAUGGAGAGAAUUUUAUUUUCCAUUGUCUACCUAGUAACCCUUUAAGAAACUGAUCCAUUUUGAGUUACCAAGUAUUUUAAAAAUAACCAUUGACCAAAUUGGCUUUGUGGCAAAAAAUCACUUUCAAAAUUGUAGAAAGGUAGCUGAGAUGUAAUCAUAAUAGUUGCACAAAGUCUGGGUUAUUAAAUGUGGAAAAACAACAAAAGAUCGUACUCUAAUUUUAACAACUGACAAUCUUUUCCUUGUGAGAAUGGAACGGAACUCUAAUUUUACAGAAAAACUGUACCAGUUUAUUUUUAAGAUCCUCCUUCUGGGUCUUCAGCUAAUACCUUUUUUAAUUUAUUGAUUGUCUUUCAAAGUUUUAAAACAUCUUAAUUGGUGCACAGAUGUUUAUGUCAGUAUUUUUAAAACUUUAUUUUUGUCCCCAGAGCCCUGGUCAUUAUACUGUUAAAUGGGCAGUAUUAGUGCACACAGCUGUGUCAUGCUCUCUGUGGGGUUUACUUCCAUUGAUUGGUUGUCAUGAAUUAAAUGGAUUCAAGAAACAGAUGCCACUCUUGAUCUUGAUAUAAUUCUUUAUUUUGGUUAUGUAAAUUUGCCUCACUAUUCUGUGCUAGCAUUCAGACUCAUUGGAGGAAGGUCUGGAUUUGAUUUUAUGGAUGAAGUAAUAAUGCACUGGAAAUCCACAUAUGAAAGUGGUACAGUUUCAUCAACAGCUUCUUCACUAUUAGAAUAUUUCUCAAAACUAAAUCUCCCAAAGAGUAGAAUAGGAGAUGUACUGUGUUUGCAACCAUUUCUGUAUACAUUUGUUAAAAUGUUCUACCUUAUCUAGAGCAGGAUUACACACACACGUUAAUGGAGCCCAUGUGCUAAAUUGGCAACUUUUCAUUUAAAAUUAAUGCUAUUAUAUGCACUUAGUUGAUUUAUUUGUGCGUGUUUCUAAUUUCUUAGUAUCCCAAAAAUAGGAUUGAUUUCUAAAAAGACACAGCAUCUGGCUGAACCAUGCAGGACAAAAAUUCGAGGUUUGAUCCCACUCCUUGCCAAAUCAAUUUAGGAUAAAAUAGGAACUGCCAGUAUCUGAAAUAAAAAGAAAAAUUGCUGGAAACACUCAGCAGAACUGACAAAGGAUCUUUGACCUGAAACGUUAACUCUGUGUUUCUCUUUUCACAGAUGCUACCUGAUCUACUGAAUGUCUCCAGCAUUUUAUAUUUUUAUUACACACUUAAGCAACUGUAGUUUUUUGACUCCAAUGUCUACAUUGAAAGAGAGCAGUUACCAGGUUUCUUGCUUCUUAACACUAUUCCUGCUGAAUGUCAUGCAUGUAUUAAUGUUGCCUGGCUCAGUUCUGUUAUAGUCAAAUAAGUUGCCAAUAGCCAUUGCAGGGGCUCUUGCAUCAAAUCAAUAAUGGCUAUUUGAAUAAGGUACAGGAAGAACAUUACACAACACAAGUUAAAAUCACAAAGUAAGAGAAAAUAGUUAAAGUAUGAGGCAACAUUUUAAUAAGAUCUUUUACCUUUAAAGCACCUUUGAAUUUGCACAAAGAGAAAUCAGUAGCUAUAAUCUCAUUGAGGAGUUGUUUGUGUUAAUCCAAUCACCAUGAUGCAUUGAUUUAUUUCUCCAAUACAUAUUUUUGGGAAUUAAUCUUUGGAGAAGUUCCCUUUUCUAUAAAUCUGUCCAUCUGCUAUACCAAAAUAGUACCUGUCACAUUUUAGUAAGGUAAAAGCAUAUUUUAAUCCAUUACUUAGGUAAUCUUUUGUUAGUUCCAUUGUAUGAGGAACAGGACUGUGGCAAUUGGAGGGUGCCUAAAAAUCCUCCCUAAACCGUAAGUGUUUGACAAUGACACUCUAAAAUUACUUGAACAGAAUACAGCUCUUGUGUGUAUUGAUUAGUGUUGGUUGAAGUUGAAAGUUUGUAAGGAUGGAAACUGUUCAGUAAUUGCUUCUUCCUCUUUGUACCAUCUCUUCAAAAAGUCAAAAAAGCUUACUAUAAGAACACUUUAUUUCAUGCAAUGGUGGUUCAUUCAUUCAUUUCAAAAUGUUUGAUUUUGAGAUAUGUUUUUGUAAAGACUGUUUUUGAAAAGACUAUACCAAGCUCUUUGCUGAAAGGAUUUGUUGCAUGGAAAUGAAUUGAGGCUUUAGACACCCCAUCAGGGUGUAGAAUAAAUUCCUGUGGCUUUUGUCGCAAUGGUAGUUAAUUACUAUAUACAUUGUUAAUGUCAUUAUUCUUUGAAUGUAUAAUGUCUUAACUAUCUGGUUUGCAGUUGCUUUAAAUUGUAAAUAUAUAUCCAAUCAUUGUACUCUCUUUAUCACAAUUAUUAUAAUGCCUUUGGCUGAUUGUCUUAAUUCCAUUUUAUAAAUAAGAUACAUGUACUCGCAAUUCAAUUUAGUACCUUGAAUAAACCUUAUCCAAGCUC